This is a messenger RNA of Funneliformis caledonium, 140 nucleotides long. Lineage: Eukaryota; Fungi; Glomeromycota; Glomeromycetes; Glomerales; Glomeraceae. The record is from the annotation of a GenBank genome assembly.
UCGGAGAAUAUUUUAAUACAUUUCCAGUUGUCUUCGUUCAGAAUGUAACUAUCAAUAAUCUAUUUAAGUCAGCAAGGGCUCAUAUGGCGAAGGUUGCUGGUGUUAUUAGUGUUAUUAGUGUUAGAGGUUGGAAUGGUUAA